CUGAGUAAUCUUCUGAGACGAGUGAGUGGGGAAGGGAAGAGGUCUGGUUGACUCCCCUGCCGUGAAGGGAUUCCCCGUCACUGGAAAGGAGAGGGGCUCCACCAGGGAAACAUACUGAGAGCCAGCGCUCGCUGAUGAGCUAAGCAGGAGAAAGCUGCAGAUUCAUCCCUACUCAUCCAUUGGCCCUGCUAAUUAGGCAGAAACACUGGGGGACAACUGGUUUUCUAAUAGGAAGACAACUAUCCAACAUGGUCCUCACUAGAAAGUUGUGUAAGGAGUUGGGUAUCUUGCCAGAUACGCCACUUAGCCCCCCGGGACCUGGAAAGAGACAAAGUAAAAUUAUAAAUUACUUCUCCAAGAGGGAGGAAUGCAUGAGUGAACAAAUUGAACCAAUUAUUGACGAAGUCACUCCUCUCCCCCUUACUUACCUUGACCGGUCACAUUACUUCAAAGAGCUUCAACACAACUCUGGAAACACAAAUUCCCCAAGAAGCCUGGCGCAAGAGCUAGUUCUAGCUGAGAAACCUGUGGAAAAUAUUUCUGUCACCUAUAACCAGCGGCCCCUGGCAGAAUUAACAACAUGCCACCAAGACCAGGCGCCCACUUCCAAAUAUACUCAAACUGAACUGAGUGAUGGCCAUCUUCAGGCCCAUUUCCAAGAUAUAAAUAUAGACCUUUCCAACAUAAAAAAUUACUUGACAAUAACAAAUGGGUUAUUGCUGACCCUUGUGGAAAAUUUUAUUCCCCAACCAAAAGAGACAACAGCAACCGAUGCACCCCAAGUGCAUAAACCAGAUGAACUUGUGCAUAACCCAGAUGAACUAGUGAAGAUGAGACAAGCAGUAACAACCAAGAAAUUGCAAAAAAAUAGAUCAAAAGUCCGGGAAAAGAAAACUAAGAACAUUAAAACAACAAGGAAAAUAAAGAUAAGCCGACAUAAACAAUGGCAGAAAUUAUUUAAUCUACUCCCAUUGGACUCAAAUAAAUCUGCUGCACGAGAUAAAAUAGAGAAUGGCAGGAAGGGGAAAAGAAGCCAUCGCCAAAGCUAA
This is a messenger RNA of Podarcis lilfordi (Lilford's wall lizard), 1049 nucleotides long. The record is from the annotation of a GenBank genome assembly. NCBI's taxonomy places the organism in Eukaryota, Metazoa, Chordata, Lepidosauria, Squamata, Lacertidae.